Molecule: messenger RNA, 444 nt
Organism: Pyricularia grisea
Lineage: Eukaryota; Fungi; Ascomycota; Sordariomycetes; Magnaporthales; Pyriculariaceae
Exons: 1
Coding region: 1-444 (147 amino acids)
Source: RefSeq, a predicted model, not a curated record
AUGCAAUUUCUCUCCACCAUCCUCGCCCUGGCAGCCACCGCCUCGGCCGCCACCCUUGUCCCUCGCCAGCAGGCCUUUUUCGUCAACGACUUCCAAGCAAACUGCACCGAGCACAGCGUGAAAUGCAGCUACUCGUUCGACAUCACCUCGGACUCUACCAAGGGCACCAAGUGCGAGACCGAGCUCAACGGACCCGACAAGCUCCCGGAGGUCAAGCAGGCUGCGUGCGAAGGCGGCAUGUGGAAGUUUGACGUCAAGCCCCGGGACGGAGGCCUCUACCUGGCCGCCUUCCUGCCCCUCAACAGCCGCACGACCCAGGACUACUGCCACAAGAUCCCUGCCGAUCAGAUCACCACCAGCCCCAGGAACGAUUCCGUCCAGGUCCAGAAGUACACUGGCCCGACUUCGUUCCAGGUCUCCAUCUUUGACUGCGACAGGUCGUGA